AUGGGAAACAUCCUCUCGUGCUUCCCCUUGUUCCCCGCUUUCGCUCCCUUCACCCUCUCUCACCGCCCCAAGCCGACCCUCCGCGAGCUCGUCGCCAACCCUGAGACCUGCCCCGGCGUGCACGGGAUCAACCACGCGCACACCCACACGGAGGGCCACCACUCGGUCAGCAGCCUGAGGUGCUGCUGCAAGGACCUCCCGGCUCACCUCGACUUCGACGACGCCCCCGUCGGCGCCGGGGUGCAGUGGGACUUCCUCCUCCGCCGCUCCCCGACUCGCCCCAACCGCGACACUUUCGAAUACCAGGCCUCCCAGUACACCACCUACGAGCCCAAGGACGAGGGCACUAUCCGAGCCGAAGACCACUACCAGGAAAUCUUCGAGGUCCACCGCUCGGCGUUGUACAGUCACCUCCUGGAGCACCGGUUGACCUGUACGGCACACCGUGUUCACCAGGAAGGGAGUCUGGAGGGGGGAGGGGUCUCGACCGAAGAGGGCUACACGGGGAGGGACGGGGGAGAGUCGGAGGUGGCAGAGCACGAUCCCGAGUACUGGGACACGGCCAUCGUCGUCGCUGGCGGACCCCGGAGGCGAGUCAUGCUCACCCGGAGGCCUCCGGGGGGGUUCCAACCACGGCACGGUGCAGAGUACUGGUAG
Molecule: messenger RNA, 657 nt
Organism: Vanrija pseudolonga
Lineage: Eukaryota; Fungi; Basidiomycota; Tremellomycetes; Trichosporonales; Trichosporonaceae
Exons: 3
Coding region: 1-657 (218 amino acids)
Source: RefSeq, a predicted model, not a curated record